Molecule: messenger RNA, 2041 nt
Organism: Cebus imitator (Panamanian white-faced capuchin)
Lineage: Eukaryota; Metazoa; Chordata; Mammalia; Primates; Cebidae
Gene: SMPDL3B
Product: sphingomyelin phosphodiesterase acid like 3B
Exons: 8
Coding region: 364-1731 (455 amino acids)
Biological process (GO): sphingomyelin catabolic process
Molecular function (GO): sphingomyelin phosphodiesterase activity
Source: RefSeq, a predicted model, not a curated record
UCACAUUCCUCAGUCUGAGUGAGAUCCCCCUUUCCAGGGCUGGCCGAUUCACCUGACUUGCUGACCUGUAAUCCUGUGGUUUGCCCCUCCCUCUUGGGGGCAGGGGCUGCACUGGCAGGACAGGUGUGGCUUCCACUUAAGGGUCCAGACACCUGCCUCCUUGGGCCAGCUCAGAUCACAACCUGCUGGGCAAAGGAGGAAAAGCCAGAGGAGCCAGACGCCUUAGAGGACCUGGAACACUGGUAACAGGACAGGGUGUUCUGCUCAGGCACGUGGCCACAGACAUCUACUUGGGAAGCUUGCGGUGUGAACAACAGACAGCUCCUGGAGAAUUCCACGGCUCUGGUGAAGUGAGCCCCGAGGAUGAGGCUGCUCACUUGGCUGAUUUUCCUGGCCUACUUCGGAGGUGCCAGGGCUGAACCAGGGAAGUUCUGGCACAUCGCUGACCUGCACCUUGACCCUGACUAUGAGGUAUCCAAAGACCCCUUCCAGGUGUGCCCAUCAGCCGGAUCCCAGCCAGUGCCCAACGCAGGCCCCUGGGGUGACUACCUCUGCGAUUCUCCCUGGGUCCUCAUCAACUCCUCCAUCUAUGCCAUGAAGGAGAUCGACCCGGAGCCAGACUUCAUUCUCUGGACUGGCGAUGACACACCUCAUGUGCCCGACGAGAAACUGGGAGAGGCAGCUGUACUAGAAAUUGUGGAACGCCUGACCAAGCUCAUCAGAGAGGUCUUUCCAGAUACUAACGUCUAUGCUGCUUUAGGAAAUCAUGACUUUCACCCCAAAAACCAGUUUCCAGUUGGAAGUAACAAGAUCUACAAUCAGAUAGCAGAACUAUGGAAACCCUGGCUUAGUAACGAGUCCGUCGCUCUCUUCAAAAAAGGUGCCUUCUACUCUGAGAAGCUGCCGGGUCCCAGCGGGUCUGGGCGAAUCGUGGUCCUCAACACCAAUCUAUACUACACCAGCAAUGCACUGACAGCAGACAUGGCGGACCCCGGCCAGCAGUUCCAGUGGCUGGAAGAUGUGUUGACCAAUGCAUCCAAAGCUGGGGACAUGGUGUACAUUGUUGGCCACGUGCCCCCGGGGUUCUUCGAAAAGACGGAAAACAAGGCAUGGUUCCGGGAGGGCUUCAACGAUAAGUACCUGAAGGUGGUGCAGAAGCAUCAUCGUGUCAUAGCAGGGCAGUUCUUCGGGCACCACCACACCGACAGCUUUCGGAUGCUCUAUGAUGAUGCAGGUGCCCCCAUAAGCGCCAUGUUCAUCACACCUGGAGUCACCCCAUGGAAAACCACAUUACCUGGAGUGAUUAAUGGGGCCAACAAUCCAGCCAUCCGGGUAUUCGAAUACGACCGAGCCACACUGAGCCUGAAGGACAUGGUGACUUACUUUAUGAACCUGAGCCAGGCGAAUGCUCUGGGGAAGCCGCGCUGGGAGCUCGAGUACCGGCUGACCGAGGCCUUCGGGGUGCCGGACGCCAGCGCCCGCUCCAUGGAGGCAGCGCUGGAUCGCAUUGCCAGCGACCAGGGCGCACUGCAGCGCUACUAUGCCUACAACUCGGUCAGCUACGAUGCUGGGAUCUGCGAUGAGGCCUGCAGUACGCAGCAUGUGUGUGCCAUGCGUCAGGUGGACUUCGAUGCCUACACUGCCUGCCUGUAUGCCUCGGGCACCGACCCCAUGCCCCAGCUCCCGCUGCUGCUGGCGGCCCUGCUGGGCCUGUGCACGCUAGCGCUGUGACCCACCGGGCUCACAUUCCUCCUGGUAAUGGGUAACGGGGAUAGCGCCCAGGACCAUCCAGAGCUGGGCUUUCUGCCAUUUCCUCUGCGCCUGCGGAGUGAACUUAAAUAGGACAACAGUUCAGGGAGUGAAGCCCCAGGAGCCUGCAGUGAUUCGUGAUCGCGCCAGUGCCCUCCAGCCUGGGCGACAGAGCCAGACCCUCUCCCAAAACAAACCAGAAACAGAAAUGAAGUCCCAAGACCCCCCCCAGAAGCACAUUUCUUUUGUGUUUUAUGUUUUAUUCACAAAACAAAGCUCAUUGUAGGUUUGA